This is a messenger RNA of Oryzias latipes (Japanese medaka), 3356 nucleotides long. The record is from RefSeq and is a predicted model, not a curated record. Lineage: Eukaryota; Metazoa; Chordata; Actinopteri; Beloniformes; Adrianichthyidae.
AAUUCUUCAAAACUAACAGAGACUUCAGAAAAUGUCGGCUCCACGGGAGCUCCAUACAUGGAGCUGCUUGCCACUGUGGGAGGAAGGAGGAGGAAACGAACGCGUGAGGACUGGACCCGCGGCUGGACGCUCCGCGACUGCUCCGCUUUGUUUGGGAAGGCCACAAAGGCUUCCCCGCACACAUCGUCAAAUGGACAGGAACAGGUGCAGCCAGCAGUCGAAGAUGGAGUUUCCUAGAGCGAGAUUCAGAAAUGAAAAUACAGAUGACAGACAAAGGGUCAUAAGACAACAAAGAGACAAAGAGGAGCAGCACAAAAGUGUGACCAUAGCAGCCACCUGUUCGUACCGAAGGGACAGACACUAUGUGGUGAGAAAGCCACUGUUCCCUGCAGAACAGCACAUGUCUACCCUGAAGAUGGCUCAUUCACCUAAGGUCACAGAAAAGGAAAACCAUGGUGGCAGAUCCAACGAUUUUGACACCAGCGAAGCAUUGGCUCCAGACAAAUGCAACCUUUCCUUCUGUGACAUUUCAGCUUCCCCAAAGAUUAAAUACCCCAGUUUAUGCCUUCGUGCCACAGGCCUCCAGGCACAAUCAUGCUGGGAAAAAUCCAACUCAAGAUCUCCUUUCCAUGACAGGAAAUCUGCUCAGUCUGGCCUUCCAAGUUCCUUUUUGCAGGUUCAAAAAGUGCAUCUUCCUCUGAGGCCCCCUCUGACCUCACCAGUACUGUCUCCUACCUGCAAUCCUUGUUUGGGGAACUCAAAGACAGAUCAGACCAAGGUUAGGCACUGUGGGAUUGAACUGAGUGACUGGGAAGAAACCAAGAUGUCUCCAAGGUCUCCUGGAACAGGAGAAGAUAGUUUAGCUUCUCCCCAUCAGGCAAACUACUGGGCCUGUGCCAUUCCUAAAGCUAUGCCGCCAAUUCUGAACAGAAACUCUGCAGAUUGGAAUCCAGAAAUGGAUUAUCAGGCACUGCUGAAUUAUACCUACCCUCUGAAACCAGGACACAUGGACAGUGAUUGGGACAGCAGCAAACAGAAUCAAGAUUUUCUUCCUAAAACAUUCCCCAGUUUACAGGACUCUGGAAUUGAAUUGGACCAACUUGGUAGCUCCACAAGUUUGUCAGCUCAAGACCUUUCUGGAAGUGAUGUGGGGCAAAGGUCACCUGACCCUCAGCUUUUCCCCAGAUUCUCAGAUGGUUCGGCCUCCAGUUUCAUGCCCUCUCCUGCUGGUUCAGCGAAUGCAUUCCUGGGGGCUGUGGACUGCUGCACAGACACAGGGGAAGAAAAUCAUCACAGAAAUGAUGCAAACCACCAUAGGCUCAACAUCAACUCUGCUAGUCCAGGAGCUUUUACGAGGAAAGUUGAUGAUGAAUUUUGGCUUCUUCCAGAGCAACUGGAAGUGUCUGGUCAUCUGUGCAGACAGGUGAGGGAUCUGACAGCGGAGCUGAGCCGACCUGCCAGCUGUGAGUCCAUUGAACCAACCUUGGUAUCCUCCACUUUCCUCCACAAACAGGAGGACCAAAACUAUGAUGAGGAUUCUAAGAUAACAAAACUGAUUGAGAAUGCGCAAGACUUGAGUGAUCUAAUCAAAAGUAGAGAACAGAAGAUAACUUUUCAGACAGCAGGUGAUCACAGGGAGGAGAACAGCUCAAGAAACCGUUUUGACAGGAAAGGUGAUCCUGCUGGAGAGAGACUGAAGGAGUCCAGACUCGGGGAGGUUGAGAACUUGGUGGUGCAGCUGCGUAGCACCGACCUGUCUGACUGUCAGAGGAACAGCCAAGUGGAUCAAGAAGAUCAUCACACUCUGAUGAAACACAUCCAGGUUUUCUGUUCACACCUGGAGCUACUCAUCCAGCAGCUUUAUGCAGUUUCUCAGAGGGUGGAGCAGUUUUCUGCUCCUACUGUGGACUUGAACAGCAUCAGGUCCUCUUUGGCUGAGUACCAGAGCUUCCAAAAAGAGUUGAGCAACCAUCAGCACCUAACUUCAUCUGUUCUCCAUUCUGGACAGCAGUUCCUCAACUGCAUCAAUGCAACCUCUCCAUUUCUAAGAGAUACCCUUCUUCUUAUUGAGAAGCAGUCUGGACUCCUGCAGACCCAAUCCGACCACUUCUUCUUUUCCAUCAUGUCAGCUGUGGAUGGCCUGACACAGCCCACUCCCGUGAAAGAGAAACGAGAAUGACCCUUCAAUCUCCCACAAGCCCAGUUCAUGAACCUUUGGAUUAAAAAGUAGUUAUUUUAAACAUUACAAGAACAUAAAAGCCACCUCAGUUUACUUCCAAAAUAAUAUCUCUAGUAGCUUACAAUAUUUAACAUUUGUAGUUCACGGUAAUGGAUUCUGAAUAAAUAAUAAAUGGUGUGUAUUUAUACAGCACUUUCAACCUUGAUUAAGGCCUGAGGUGCUUUACAGUCAUAGUCCCAUUCACCCAUCCAAAUGCACAUUCUCACACUGGUGGCAGCUCAGCUGCUAUACAUGGCACCAGCCUGUAACCACCUUCUACACCUACCAGUUUACGAUCUGCUCACCUGCUCACACUAGGCCCUGCAUCAGCCUGCAGCCUUUAUCUGGACUACCACACCCUUCAGCCGGCGUCAGUUCGUCUGCUUCCUGCGGGAAUCCUACCAACCUCGUCAGCACCACCUUCGACCACCCGCUAUUCCCCAGGAAACCAACCCAGGUUCCAAAUCAUCUCUGUCAUUACAGCUUCCACCAGACCAGAAGGUCACCUGCUUCAUCACUACCAAAGCCACGCGAAUUGCAGUCCAGAACCCUCCACCACUAUUGCGCUGCUCAAUAAACCGUUAUCAACUCACUACAGUAUCUGUCCUGCUUCUGGUUCCAGAUGAGGAUAAGCUGGCAGUCAGAGAUUUGUGUAAAGAAAAAAAACAACCCCCCAGAGGACCUGGAGAAAGCGGCCGAAUAGAGGGAAGUUGGGCAUCUUUGCUUAGACUGCUGCCCCCACGUCCCGGUCCCGGAUGAGCGGAAGAAGAUGGAUGAAUGGAUGGAUGAAACCCACAAAUACCUGUUUGAUUUGAAUCCAUGGCUGUGCAUGAAAAAUGUACCUUUGUGUUCAGUUAUUAACCAACAAUUCCAACCCAUUUUCAGUUGGAAAUUUUAAACUGAAAGAGGGGUUUUAGAAACUGCAGUGGAAAAGUAUUCACGUUUUCCCUCUCUCCCUCAGUGUCUUGUGAAAAAAAUGUUUUGACAAGAAUGUGGAUUAAAGCAGGUUUACAAUCACCCUUUAAGAACUGGACUGAUUGACCCCUCCCAUAAACAGGUAGAACCUGAUUUUUUUUUUAAACAUUCUUGUGGUAAUCCUAUUUUGUUCAUAUUUUUUUCUGUAAUUAAAGUUAUUCAA